Messenger RNA from Gymnodraco acuticeps, 1196 nucleotides. RefSeq names its product v-myb avian myeloblastosis viral oncogene homolog-like 2b (gene mybl2b). Gene Ontology annotation, cellular component: nucleus. The transcript is spliced from 6 exons. The record is from RefSeq and is a predicted model, not a curated record. Gene Ontology annotation, molecular function: RNA polymerase II cis-regulatory region sequence-specific DNA binding; DNA-binding transcription factor activity, RNA polymerase II-specific. Lineage: Eukaryota; Metazoa; Chordata; Actinopteri; Perciformes; Bathydraconidae. Bases 263 to 889 code for a protein of 208 amino acids. Gene Ontology annotation, biological process: regulation of DNA-templated transcription.
UUCUACCAUAGAGAAGGGCGGGAGAUAGAAAUCCAGGAGCGCGGAUCUCAAAACCCGGGCUCUCCUCUCCUCCAGCUGGUCACAAGCAACAACCCUACAUCCCACAAAACACCUCAGUACCGGGCCUCCAACCACCGACACUGGAAGCCCCCUUAAAGACAACAAAAACGUGGAAUAAUACGAGGAUAUAUCGGGAAAUAUUAAUGCACAUGUCGUGAAGCGGCUGCUGGAAAAAUCGUAAACAACAGAAAAACAGAGGGAAAUGUCUCGGUGGCAGCGCGGAGAGGAUAGUGAGGAAGCCAUGCAUCAAGACACCGAUUCUGACGUGCCAGAGCGAGGAGACGGUGGGAAAGUGAAGGUGAAAUGGACUCAGGAGGAGGAUGACAAACUCAAGGCGCUGGUUCAAAAGCUGGGGACUAAUGAUUGGAAACACAUCGCCAACUACAUACCAAACCACAGUGAACCCCAGUGUCAGCACCGCUGGUUUAAGGUCUUGGAUCCAGAGUUGGUGAAAGGCCCUUGGACCAAAGAGGAAGAUGAGAAGGUUAUAGAGCUUGUGAACCUGUACGGAAACAAACAGUGGGCCACGGUAGCCAAGCAUCUGAAGGGCAGACUGGGGAAGCAGUGCAGAGAGCGCUGGCACAACCACCUCAACCCCAACGUGAAGAAAUCAUCAUGGACGGCAGAGGAGGACCUAAUUAUCUACAAAGCCCACUGCCUGCUGGGAAACCGCUGGGCCGAGAUCGCCAAGCUGCUCCCUGGAAGAACGGACAACGCCGUGAAGAACCACUGGAACUCCACCAUCAAACGCAAACUGGAGAUGGGUUUCUACGCCGGAGAGGUGUUCGGUCCGAACGAGCUUGAAGAGCUUUUAGCCCCGCGUGAAUAAAGACGAACAGGUGGGCGAUGUCUCCGUUAUGUGCUCCUCUAAGAGGGGGCACGUUUAAGCUGAACCAAAUGUCUCUUCUGUUUUACUUUCUAGCGUUAAUUGAGAUUUUCCACGAGUCUUUGGAUAUAUGUCGUCUUAUUUUAUGAUGUUGUCUCUUAUUAAAAUGUAAAAAGUCAUUUUUUGUUUUUGCCACAGCGCUGUUAGAUUGCUUUAGUGCAGUGCUUCUCAAAGUGUGGUCCGCGGACCACUGGUGGGCCGUGAGCGCCCCCUAGUGGUCCGUGAGUAUAUUGGUCACAUUUUACAUAAA